Messenger RNA from Exophiala mesophila, 3096 nucleotides. RefSeq lists its product as uncharacterized. Gene Ontology annotation, cellular component: mitochondrial matrix. NCBI's taxonomy places the organism in Eukaryota, Fungi, Ascomycota, Eurotiomycetes, Chaetothyriales, Herpotrichiellaceae. Gene Ontology annotation, biological process: protein processing. The coding region runs from base 1 to 3096 and encodes 1031 amino acids. Gene Ontology annotation, molecular function: metal ion binding. The record is from RefSeq and is a predicted model, not a curated record. The transcript has a single exon.
AUGCUGAGGCAUGGUUUUAUACGCCAUGGCCUCCGCAAGUCUCCCUCGCCACAUGCAUUCUUGAGCCGGAAGAGAGGUUAUGCUUCUGUUACGGACCUCGAAGCCUUUCCAAAGCCCGGAGAGUCCCUCCAUGGGUUCACCCUCAGAGAAAUAAAGCACGUUCCUGAAUUGCAUCUCACUGCGCUCAGCCUGCAACAUGACAAGACAGGAGCAGAGUAUCUCCAUGUUGCUCGCGACGACAAGAACAAUGUCUUUGCAAUUAAUUUCAAGACCAACCCUACAGACCGAACAGGCCUGCCACACAUCCUUGAGCAUGUCACCCUGUGUGGGAGCGAGAAGUUCCCCGUUCGAGACCCCUUCUUUAAGAUGAUGCCCCGAUCGUUGGCCAAUUUCAUGAAUGCCUUUACCUCUUCGGACUACACCUCCUAUCCGUUCGCAACCACCAAUCUCCAGGAUUUCCGUAACCUUUCCACCGUCUAUCUCGAUGCUGCCUUGCAUCCCUUACUUUCGUCUUCGGACUUUUUGCAGGAAGGUUGGCGACUCGGUCCGGAAGACCCUCGCGAGCCCGCAACUGAAGAGAACAUCAAGUUCAAGGGCGUCGUCUAUAACGAAAUGAAGGGUCAGAUGUCAGACGCCAGUUACCUGUUCUAUAUUCGAUUCAGAGAGCAUUUAUUCCCCUCCCUCUACAACUCCGGCGGCGAUCCAGAGGUCAUGACUGAGCUUACCCACGAUCAACUCGUCAAGUUCUCAAAGGAACACUACCAUCCAAGUAAUGCCAAAAUCUUCUCUUACGGGAGCCUAAACCUCGCCGAACAUCUGAAACAUGUCGAUCAAGAAAUCUCUCGAUUUGACAAGUCCACCCCCGACGCCGCUAUCAAAUUACCUAUUGACCUGUCUGCUGGUCCUCUUACCUUCCAGGUUCAAGGCCCCUUAGACACUAUGCAACCACCUGAUAGACAGACCAAAUCAUCGGUCACCUGGCUAGGAUGUCCGCCUUCGGAUAUUGUGGAAACCUUCUCCAUCAGCAUCAUGAUGUCCCUGUUGAUGAAUGGCUAUGGAUCUCCUCUGUACCAAGGUUUGAUCGAGUCAGGCUUGGGGACAAACUUCAGCGCCAAUUCCGGCUACGAUAGUUCAGGUCGCGUUGGAGUAUUCUCAAUCGGUCUUGAUGGCAUGAAAUCCGAAGACGUGCCCGCCCUCAAAGAAACCAUUCAGAACAUCUUGCGCCACAAAGCACAUGAAGCAUUUCAACAGCACAAAAUCGAAGGCUACAUGCAUCAAUUGGAGUUGACUCUCAAGCACAAAACCCCUAACUUUGGCAUGGGGCUGUUGGAAAAGACCCUGUCUGGCUGGUUCAACGGUGUCGACCCGAUGCAAGGUUUAGCGUGGAACGACACCGUCGAUGCCUUCAAAGCACGCCUGAAAGAACCUGAAUAUCUCCAAUCACUUGUCAACAGAUACUUCUUAAACGACCAGACGAUGCAGUUUGUGAUGAGUCCAUCUGAGACAUACGGCGCUCAGUUAGAGGCACAGGAAGAAGAACGCAGGCAGAAGAUAUUGUCGGAAUUCAAGCAAACAGCCAGUUCUCCAGAAGAAGCCAUUUCCAAGCUUGGUAAGCAAGAAUUGGAUUUGCUCAAAGAACAAGAAACUGCCCAAUAUAAGAACUUGGACUCGCUUCCCACCCUGAAGGUGGGAGACAUAUCCAGAACCAAAGAGAGAAAGCCUCGACAUUACGACAGCAUUGGCGAUGUCAAGGGGAUUUGGCGUGAAACUUCGACAAAUGGAAUCACCUACUUUCAAGCAAAACACAUCCUGAAAGAUCUCCCUUCGGAGCUUCGCCUUUUGCUGCCGCUAUUCACCGAAUCCUUGAUGCGGCUGGGCACAAAGGAAAAGUCUGUCGGUGAUCUUGAGGCAGAAAUUCUCCUCAAAACUGGUGGCAUCACGAUAUCACCAUUCGCAGCACCGGAUCCAUGGUCCUUAGACAAGUACAGCGAGGGCUUGAUGUUCAGUGGUUACGCUUUGGAUCGAAAUGUCUCUGCUUUGUUUGAAUUGAUCCACACAUUACUUUUGGAUAUUGACUUUGCCGAUCCGAAAGCAAUCGCCGCCAUUCAAGAACUUUUGGAGUCCAAGACCUCAGGUGCCUUGGAUGCUGUCUCUGAGAGCGGUCAUCACUUUGCCAUCACCAGUGCGUCCGCUGCUCUCACUCGACGCGGUAUCGUUCAGGAUCAACUUUCAGGACUAACACAGAUCGAGGCAUCGGCAAGGCUUCUCGAUGCCGCUCGAAAUGACCCUAAUAGCCUGAACCAGGUGAUCAAAAACCUCCAACAGUUACAAUCCAUCGUGAUCAGCAACACCUCCAGUCUAUCAACGCGGAUUGUCUGUGAACCGUCUUCGACUGGGCAUAAUCAACGAUUGCUCGGAGACUUCCUAGCAAAGUUGCCUUCCGCAGAUCCACAACUCUCCUACACUUCCGACGUCACCUCUGGGUCCUCACUUUCAAAGAGAGCGUUCUUCAAUCUCCCUUUCCAGGUCUCCUACACUGGCACCUGCCUACAGACCGCGCCAUACUCGUCCCCUGACAAGGCUCCUUUGACCGUGCUAGGCCAAUUACUCAUCCACAACUUCCUUCACCCCGAAGUCAGGGAAAAGGGUGGAGCGUACGGCGCUUCUGCUAGUGCGAGUCCGAUCAGUGGGUUGUUUACCAUGUCUUCCUACCGAGAUCCAAAUCCGCGAAACACGUUGAACGUCUUUGAACGCGCUGGUGCAUUCGCCCGCGAUAAACCAUGGACUCAGCGAGAGAUUGACGAAAGUAAACUCAGCAUGUUUCAGAGCAUUGAUGCACCCACGAGCGUGAGUGGAGAGGCUGGCAAAGAGUUCAUGUAUGGCAUCACAGAAGACAUGGACCAACAGAUGAGAGAGAACCUUCUCGAUGUCACUAAAGAGGAUGUGCAGAGGGUGGCGCAGAAAUACCUAAUUGAUACACCUUCUGACCUAAGAUCUACUGCGAUCCUUGGGGAGAAGAAGGAUUGGGUUGAAUCAGCGACAGAAAAAUGGGAUGUUCAGCACUUGAAGGUGUCAGCAUCAGCGCCUGUACAGUAA